Messenger RNA from Rosa chinensis, 2305 nucleotides. RefSeq lists its product as uncharacterized. The record is from RefSeq and is a predicted model, not a curated record. Bases 74 to 2155 code for a protein of 693 amino acids. Lineage: Eukaryota; Viridiplantae; Streptophyta; Magnoliopsida; Rosales; Rosaceae. Gene Ontology annotation, cellular component: small-subunit processome; nucleolus. The transcript is spliced from 20 exons. Gene Ontology annotation, molecular function: RNA binding.
AAAAACAACGGAGACGACUGAUCACGGUUUAGCCUGUAGUCCUCCUCCGCCUCUUUUGUACGUCAUAGACGAUAUGCACAUGGAUAAAUCAGAUUGUGAGGGACCAAACGCCGACGACCACUGUGAGAGUGUUUUUCCCAUCCCCGAUGAAAUCCCAGAUUCUAAAUUGGAGGAAUAUUUUCUGCGAAUGAAAUCGAACUAUGAACCUUGCUAUAGAGCCACACUGGAUAAGGCUGCGCGAACCAUCACAUUCUCUCAACAACCACUCAAGUUGAUGCCUGGUCCUGCUUUGAACAAAUAUGGCGUGCUUGAACUCAACACUUUCUUUGUGUACUUCCCCGAAAACCGAGCAACAAAGUUGAAAGCCGCAUGGCCUGAGGUUGAAUUAACCUUAGAUGCCUACUCCCUUUCAUGCGAUCUGAAUCUGGCCAAGUGUUGCAUGCAAGUCUCAACAACCCCAUCGCUUGAGGAUCCAUGUAUGAUUGAAAAGGCUAGGCAUCUCCUUGAACUGUUGUCCACAACUCUUGUUCCGCCAUAUAUGGCGUUAGAAAUUUUCCAAGAAGUUAGGCAACAGGAAACCAUCAACAUAGGAUUUCAGCAGGGUGGGAUUUGCUCAAAAUUUGGGAUCAAGAAGGAUGACUAUCUUAAACGAUGGAAAUGUCUCUUCUGCUCGCUAAAGGCACUUUCAAAAGCGACACAUUGUCAUAUCUUUCUUGACGAAAACACUUUUACUGCUGUGACUACUGUGGGUAGCUCAGUUGAAAGAAUUUCUCAGCUGAAGGCUGUUGUGGAAGACUGUAUAACCAAGAAUCUGUGUCCUUCGACCUCUAUUAGGAGGUUUGAAACGGAAGUUGUAAUGUAUCAAUCGAUGGAUGAUCUUGAUGAUCCACAUGCCAAGCACACGGAAUGCUUGAAGUCUGGCCCUUUGUCGGACAAAGAUGGAAUGCUUGAAGUCUGCUCGCUAUAUGCAUUACUCCAUGAAAGACGAGUAUCGAAGUUGGAAGAAUCUUUGCCAAUGCUCGAGUCUUCCCUAAGGAACUAUGGCAUUUCAUAUACUCUGGAUAAGAAUUCGAUGGUAUUGUCAGCAACGAGAGGUACCGAGGAGCCAGAUAUCAUUGACAAGGCUUGGCAGCUCCUUGAACUUUUGUCAACAACUCAUGUUCCAGCAUCUAUGGCAAUAGAAUUAUUGGAUUGCUUGCAAACUUGCCUUAUCAAAAUUGGGAAUCAAGAAGGUGGACUCUGCUCAUUAUUUGGGAUUAAGGAGGAGGAAUAUCGUGAACGAUGGGAAUGUCUUCGCCACUCCCUACAGAUACUUGCUGAAGUGGUGGAGUGUAAUGUAUUUCUUAACGAUAACACUGUUGCUGCUGUGGGGGAAACCUCAGUAGUAAUGGUCAAGCAGUUGGUGGAAAACUGCAUUCUUCAUAAUUUGUGUCCUGGGACUGCCGCCAAGAAUUAUAAUUAUUUAUCAGAAGGUGUGAAAAGUAUUGAGGACCCACAUGUACAGCACAUGGAUAUAGGAAAUUCUGGGUCAGCGAUGAUGGUCAUGCCUGAACUCUCCUCUUUCUGUAUGUUCUUUGAUGGAGAACAAGCAACUCGGUUGGAAAAAGAUUGGAAGUGUGUGGAAGCGUGCUUAAAGAAGCAUGGCAUUUCUUGCAAACUGAUUGCUGCGGUCGAGUGUUGUAUGAUAGUCUCCAAAACAACAAAUGCUGGGGAUCCAGAUAUCACUGACAAGAUUUGGGAUUUCCUUAAACUUCUGUCAAUUGAUGUUGAGCCUUCUAAGGCAAUAGAAGUACUGAAUGGCCGUCUGCAUUUUGACUUCAUCCCGACAGGGUAUAUUUAUGGUGGGGGGCUCUGUUCAAAAUUUAGGAUCACUGAGGAGCAAUUUGCUGAAGUGGUGUGGCCACGUAUUGAGCGCGGCUUAGAGGAAAUUUCAACUCAACUGAAGUGCGAGUACAUUAUUAGUCCAAACUUUAUUACUGUCUGGGGACCUGGAGAACUAGGGGUGUUCAGAAGGUUUGUGGAACACUGUUUUUGUUUCAGACCUCGUCCGACUUGUGUCAUGCGGGCUAGGAUAAAAGGCAGGUUCGUGCCACCUUUUGGUUGUGAGGCUCGUGCAUUUUUCUUUGGCGAGGAUGUGGCCAUGCUUGACGCCUAGAGAUGGACUGUAGAAGCUUUUGAGGCUUUGUAACUAUUUCACUGUUAAGUAUUGGUGUGUGUGAUGGCGUUUGAAUUUGUGAACUCUGAUUUAUGUGUUUAGACUGUUGAUAAUACCAAAUUCUAAAUGUGGUGAUAGGGCCCACUACUU